CUAGUGCAGGAACAAAAAAUAGACUACUUGUCGCAUCGCAGUGUUGAGGAUUUCGUGGCUGACAGAUUUCCUAACCUAAAUAGUAGUGAAUUUUAAUGAUUAACAUCUCAGACGCGAGGCAGAGUAAAGCUUUUCUCUGCCAGAUUUCUUUGUUUUAUGCAAAGAUGUGCCAAAAACAAUAUAAGCGUGAUUUUCGGGAUGAUCUUGCAUUUGUCAUCGAUUGCAUAACGAAACAACGCAAACAUAACCUCAAUAUGCUGUCCGAAGUGGACGUGUUUAUUAGCAAUUACACGUUGGUUGAUCCCGAGAUCUAUCAGCUGUGGGUCGACGGACAUACUUCUAGUGACGCAGUUAACAUUUUACAUCAACGAGGAAUUUGUCAGCAGACCAAUGCGCCAAUCGAACUGGUUGCAUCUGACAUCCUCGAUCACUAUCGUACCUAUGCUUUGCUCGAGAAACUGCUUCACACUCCUACGAAACUCGCCAGUGAGCAGCUAGCCUUUCAAAUCGAACCACAGACCAGUCAAAUGCUCAUAGAAAUGUAUUACGAAUUUGAUGAUGUCGUUAUACGCGAGUUACUAGGAAAAAAGAUAACAUCCAAAAGUAGAAAGGAUAUGGACGAGGUAGCGGAAAAGACAGGAAUUACGUUGAAGAGCUGUAGAAGACAGUACGACAAUGUGAAAAGGGUAUUUAAAACUGUCGAAGAUUUGCCAGGCUCUCUUGCAACCAAUAUCAAACAACAUUUCUUACUUUCUGAGGAUCUUGCUAAACGAUACGCUGCAGUGGUGUUUAUAGCAUGCCUGCGAUUUGAAAUGAAUAAAAGAAAAUUACAGUUUUUAACGUUUCCUGAUCUAUAUCAUUGUGCUAAUAGUAUGAUGUCGUCGUGGACAUAUCGAUGUGUCGGAUCCGAAUAUUUUGAUACGGACUUGGACAGGGAAUUCUUACAGGAAUUAUCAGAAUGCAGAAUUCUUCUAGAAAAUGAUAAACAUCACAAACAUUUAGUAUGCCUUAAGCUCAAACCAAUGCUUCUCGAUCGAUCUUAUCAAGAACUGGAUAUAAACUUCCGUUCGUAUUCGAGAGCGAUUCUCUGUAUUGGAUGCAACUUGCAUAGAUCACGAGAAUUGAGAUUUUUCUUUUUGGAAUUGGUGGAGAGAUGUAUUGAACCUUGGCGACAAGUCAAUUGGACACAUUCCGAUCUACGGAAUUUCUUAGCCGUCUAUACACAAUGUGCUCUUGACAUGGAUGUACUUAGAGAAGGCGAAUUAAGAGAUGCAUUUGAACGUUACAUGACUGUAGUGACAUGUUGUCUAUUACGCGUUUUCGCACAAGAAAAUACAUAUCGAAGUAUUACAUCAACACUUCGAGAAUGUUAUGAAAAUAAAUAUCUUCUAGAGAAAAAUAAUAGAUUGCCUCAUACUUUAAAUACAUUAAUUGCGAUUCUCCAAAAAAUCGAGAAUAUAGAAAACCAGAAUAUGGAUUUACGAGCUUUAACUGUUGCAAUUAUGCACAGAUUUCGUCAAGAUGGAAUAGUAAAGAAUCCAAAUGUCGUCGAGCAGUCUGGUGUAUUGCCAUAUAAAGCAGGUGUACAAGCUCAAAAAUAUGUACAAAUAAUUCGUUUUAUUCCCGAGACAACUAGCCGGCUUCUUGACAAUAUAAUAACCGACAUUGAAAGGUGUACUCUUCAUUUUAUGUUGUCUAGCAGUAUUGAAAUGUACCAAAGAGAGGAUGAAAACAAAGAGUGUAGAUUGACUAACACUCGCCCUUUCAGAAGUGUGAGAAGUGUUAUUAGCAAUUAUUCCAUUAAUACAAAUUUAGAUAUGCACGAUGAUGUAGAAACCUUGACACCUGAACAAAUCGAUGUUAUUACAAAACACAAAGACGAAGUUACCAAACAUGUGUUUGAUCCAAACGCUAUGUAUUCGGAAUUUCCACCGAACCACCCAAAGACCGCUCGAUUAGUUGACAAACCACUAAGCAGUUGUCCUAUAGAGAAUGGCGUUAUAAAAACUGCCUGGGGUUCAGUUUCUGCCGGACCGCUAAUUGCUGGUAUAGCUGCUGGUCUACAACCUGAAGAUAUAGCACUCUCGGAAGUUCUUAGCGACGAUAACACAGAGAGAAGAACAAAUUUAUCAAAAUUGUCAUUGGAUAAUAAAUGGAUUGCAACCAUAACUGGUGAUUUAGCUGAAGUUAUUUUAAUGCAAGGACCUACAAAUAACCAGGAUGAAAAGUUUAUAGUAGGUGUAGACGGCAAUUGGAAUUCAUCAACUAUACCCCGUUGGUAUUUUCUGACAAAUAAUAGCAAAUUACAAUUUACUGCGGCAGAGAUUAGAGGAGAUAUUGAUGGAUUCAUUCUUGCAAGGGAAAUUGAAGAUUUAUUUUCAAAAGUACCUAAAUUGAGACUGUCGCAGAUUUUAGAUCUAUAUUAUAGCUCUCGUGGAUUAUUUAAUCCUACAAUUAGAGCAUGUAAUCGAAAAACAUUGUUCCAAAAAACUAUAUCCAACAACUAUAAUCAGAUAAUGUCUGAACAGACAUUCAGUGCUUCAUUAGUUUUGGAAGAAUAUUUGCAUAAAGCUACAAUAAAUGACGAUAAAAUGGAAAAUUUUGCAACACAAGCAACAGAACAGCUGGCUCUUUAUGUUGAUUCAAUGGAUAACGAUUUAUCGUGCAAUAAGACAGAAACAGGAAAUUUUGAUGCUAUUACUCAAAUUGCUGUUGAUCUAACAAUUAUUAUUGAUAUAACAUGGUCUUUUGAUGCAAUACAAUCAAUUAUUGCAAACAUAUUGGAUAAAAUCGACAUAAAUCGGUACAACAGUCAAUUCACAAUCAUUAAUGGUCAUGAUGGCAGUAUCAUGUUGAAUACUACCAACAGUAUUUUAAACUUUGGUUUAUAUAAUAUAAAUAAUUAUACAAAUAAUGUUACUAACGGAACUAACUUCGAUCUUCCUAAAUCACUUGACAAAUUGUAUGUUUUGCAAAAAAAGAAAUUAAACGAUACACGUUAUGGUCUUGGAAAUGCAAAAUCUGAUGUGGUUUUAAUUAUUCCAUAUACAUCAUCUAUCUCAAGUUCUGAUAAAGACUACUGCACACAACAGAUUAAGAAGAUGCGAGAACAAGUGCCGGAUGCCACAUUACUUAUGUUGACUUAUGGAUCGAUAGAUAGAUGGACAGAUCUUAUAUCAUCAACUGACUUGUUUGCUGUAACUGCUGCAGGCGAUAUAGGAGAUUCAGCGACAAUUACUAAAUUAAUUUCGAGAAUAAAACAAGUUCCACAGCGGUUAAUCAAUACACAAUGUGGAGACAAUUAUGUUAUAGUUGGAACGUCGAAUUCAUUUAUCAAUUAUAUUGAACCGAAUAAAACAGUCUCUUACAGAAUGCAUCCUAAUUAUUUCUUUUCUAUCAACAGCGAUCAUGUUUCUAAGAUAACGAUUCAAAGUGAUGAUAAUCUAAAAGUAUGUAAAUCGCAACGUUUUCAAAAUAUUAAUGAGACAAAUGACUGUGUAUCAAUAAAUAAUAAUGCAAGUACUAUUGAAUUUUCCUGCGGUGAUGCUGGUUUGAUACAUCUUUGCGAUCCGUUGUAUCUCUUAAUCAUUGCCAAUUCUUCAACUACAAAUUUUAAAUAUGGUCCAGAUGAGUGCAGAUUUCCUCAUAUGAUCAAAUACACCAUUUCCUAUGAGAAUUUGGUAUGUGAAAGUAAUGCAAAUACAAAUAUGUUGAAUAUCUUCAUUUUAAUCAUAAGUAUGAUAUAUACAUUUUUGUAA
Messenger RNA from Atta colombica, 3758 nucleotides. It is a transcript of the gene Fibp, whose product is annotated as acidic fibroblast growth factor intracellular-binding protein. The record is from RefSeq and is a predicted model, not a curated record. NCBI's taxonomy places the organism in Eukaryota, Metazoa, Arthropoda, Insecta, Hymenoptera, Formicidae. The transcript is spliced from 21 exons. The coding region runs from base 96 to 3758 and encodes 1220 amino acids. Gene Ontology annotation, cellular component: nucleus.